Molecule: messenger RNA, 1474 nt
Organism: Apaloderma vittatum (bar-tailed trogon)
Lineage: Eukaryota; Metazoa; Chordata; Aves; Trogoniformes; Trogonidae
Product: scavenger receptor class F member 1-like
Molecular function (GO): scavenger receptor activity
Source: RefSeq, a predicted model, not a curated record
CUGUGGGAGCUGCAAGCGCAGCCAGCCCUGCUCGCCUGUGGACGGUUUCUGCCUGGCCUGCCAUUGCAACAACUCCUGCCCCACAGGCACCUUCGGUGAGGGAUGCCAGCUCCUCUGCCCUGAGUGCAUUGUGGGGAGCUGCGACCCCGUGUCAGGAGAAUGCAUCUGUCAGGCGGGCUACUGGGGAGCCAGCUGCAACGACACCUGCCCGGAGGGAUAUUUUGGUGUGAACUGUUCUUCACCCUGCCAGUGCUCCCGGGGGACCUGCCACCCCGUGCAGGGUGAUUGUGUGUUAAGUUUUAAGGACCAUGGGGCCCUUGCAGCCGCCAUCCUCGUCCCUCUCCUGCUGCUGCUGCUCUGCAUCGCCUGCUGUUGCUGCGGAGCUGGCCCAGCAGAUGCUAGAGACAGGUAUUUUUUUUUAUGUUUUGUACCUUUGAUGUAAAACCCUGUCUCCAAUGUCCCUUGACACCUGUCUCCCUUGCGCAGGGCAGCUGUGCCAGAUGAUGACGUUGUGGCCAGGAUGAAACACCACGUGCAGGGUGUGCUGGCGAACGUUAGUGCUAUGAUGCCUUGUUUUUCGCUGGGCGGCUACAAACUUCCCAAGGUCACAGUUUCCCACCACGACACGGAAAUCCCCUUCAACCCCAGCUUCAUCGAGCCGCCGUCAUCCGCGUGGGUUUCAGACAGCUCCUUUUCCUCCUUCGACACCGACAACGAGGGACCUGAGUACUCUGUCCCUCCCAGGGAAGGCAUCCCGCUGCUGGGAGGGGCUGAGCUGCAGGAUGGGCUGUCCCCCCCUGGGGAGGUGCUCCCAGACCCAUCUGCCUUUGACUCCGAAGAUGUCUCGCAGCCCUUCGCCAUCCCUCGCACCUCCAGCAUCGCCAAGGCCAAGCGGCCCUCUGUGUCCUUUGCCGAGGGGACAAAAUUUGGGACGGCAGAGACCCCCAGCCCUGGGAGGAAGCCCAAGACCCCAUGGGGUCUGUCUAAGCUGUCCUCACCGCCAGGGGAUGGGGGGCGCAGCCGAGUGGUGUCCGGCACCAGGCAUGUUGCCCAGAGAGUGGAGGCGCUUGAAGCGGCUGCGAAAUCCGGCAGCUGGGACGCGAAGGGGAAGGAGCCCAACAUCACCACCAUCUACAUGAUGGUGGGAACGGCCGGGCAGGACCCCAAGGCGGAGGGGGGCGGCGAGGGACCAGUCCAGGCUGUGCUCAAGCGGCUGGGCAGCUUGCAGAAGGGCAAAUGGGCUAUGAAGGAGGAGCCCAAGGUGAGGAGGAGCACCGAGGCCAUCCAGAAACCGCCCCGUGAUGCUGUAGGUGCCACAGAGAGAGGAAAAAGCCCUGAGUUAGUCCUCAGCCUUGAAAUAAAGGGAGAGGCUGCCCUGGAGGAAGAGCCAAAAUACGAGAACGUGAUCAGCAGCAGCAUUGAUUUGCCCCCCAGCCCCGCCAAGGAGCUGCCGGCCACCUCCGUGGCCACUUGA